Messenger RNA from Cooperia oncophora, 408 nucleotides. The record is from the annotation of a GenBank genome assembly. NCBI's taxonomy places the organism in Eukaryota, Metazoa, Nematoda, Chromadorea, Rhabditida, Trichostrongylidae.
UUGCUAAGCAAUAACGUUUCAGCCACACAUCGAUUUUAUAUUUCCUUUGAGAACAGUUUGUGCAACGAGUAUAUAACGGAAAAACUCUACAGUAGGAUCUCUCAGUUGCUCGUUCCUGUCGUGAUGAAAAGACAAAUCUACGAAGGCACUGACAUCCCGUCCAACUCAUUCAUUGCUCUUGACGAUUUCAACAGUACCAAGGAAUUGGGCGAUUAUUUAAAUUUCCUGCGCAGGAACAACACUGCGUAUCUGAAAUACUUUGAAUGGACCAAGGACUACCGUAUUCCAUCUACCUAUAGAAGUGAUGCAUUAUGCAGGCUCUGCAGAGAUAUCUACCAUGAGGAACAUCUCGAGAUUGAAGAUAUCGUUAAGUAUUACGUCCACAAUCAGUGCUCAGAUGGUAACUAA